Phyllostomus hastatus (greater spear-nosed bat) is the source of this 1280-nucleotide messenger RNA. RefSeq names its product 5',3'-nucleotidase, mitochondrial (gene NT5M). NCBI's taxonomy places the organism in Eukaryota, Metazoa, Chordata, Mammalia, Chiroptera, Phyllostomidae. The transcript has 5 exons. Bases 1 to 756 code for a protein of 251 amino acids. The record is from RefSeq and is a predicted model, not a curated record. Gene Ontology annotation, molecular function: 5'-nucleotidase activity. Gene Ontology annotation, biological process: pyrimidine deoxyribonucleotide catabolic process.
AUGAUCUGCCUGGGUGGCUGGUGCGCGCGGUGGCCCCGUGGAGCGGCGGUCCCGGCCGGGCGGCGCUGGGCGGCGGGUGGGCAGGCGGGCCGGCCAGGCGCCCGCGCCCUGCGGGUGCUGGUGGACCUGGACGGCGUACUAGCCGACUUUGAGGGCGGUUUCCUCAGGAAGUUCCGCGCUCGCUUCCCCGACCAGCCCUUCAUCGCGCUGGAGGACCGGCGCGGCUUCUGGGUGUCGGAGCAGUACGACCGCCUGCAUCCCGGGCUGAGCGAGAAGGCCAUCAGCAUAUGGGAGUCAGAGAAUUUCUUUUUUGACCUUGAGCCUCUGCCAGGGGCUGUGGAAGCUGUGAAGCAGAUGGCCGACCUAGAAAACACUGAUGUCUUCAUCUGCACGAGCCCCAUCAAGAGGUACAAGUACUGUGCCUACGAGAAGUAUGCCUGGGUUGAGAAGCACCUUGGCCCUGACUUUCUGGAGCAGGUGGUGCUGACCAGAGACAAGACCGUGGUCUCUGCUGACUUUCUCAUAGACGACCGGCCGGACAUCACAGGCAAGUGGCUUGGGCAGGGGCCGAGCCCAACCCCAGCUGGGAGCACAUACUCUUCACAGCCUGCCACAACCGGCACCUGCCGCUGCAGCCCCCCAGCCGCAGGCUGCUCUCCUGGGCGGACGACUGGAAGGCCCUUCUGGACAGCAAGCGGCCCUGCUGAGGGGACUGUGCUCUGGGCUCCCCCAUGGUGCUCAGGGUCUAGGGGCUAGUGCUCUGGUCCAGGGGCUCCUUCUCAGACACCCCAGGCCCACUGCAUAUCUUCUCCCUCGUCCUAGCCCCACCAGGCCUUAAAUUGAUCUCGGGGCAGGACUGGCCUAUGGGCACUGGAUAAGACUCAUGUGGCCCAGCAAUGCAGAUGACCCUCAGGCCGUGGCCAGGCUGCUCCAGAUAAGGGGGCAAGGGCAUCGCUCAGAGGACCAGCAGUCCUCCUUCCCUCUCUCAGGGUGUCCUGCUUCCUCAGACUGGUGGCCCGGUCCGGCAGUGAGGAUGCCAGCCGCCUUUUCAUCGAUGAGGGUGAUAAGCAGGGUCAGGUGGUAUGACCCCUCACACCCUCAGCCAUGGCCCCUGAUCCCUUGCCUGCCCAGUCUGGGGCCUCCAGCGCCCUCACUGAGCUCCAGGACCAUGCAUGUGGCUCUGCCUUUGACCAUCCAGAGGGUCCUCAUUCCUCAUCCCUGGUCCUGCUCAGGACCCAGCAGAGUCAUCAGGCUUGAACAUUUGUUGAAAAAUAAAUGCU